Messenger RNA from Rhinocladiella mackenziei CBS 650.93, 1170 nucleotides. RefSeq lists its product as uncharacterized. The transcript has a single exon. Bases 1 to 1170 code for a protein of 389 amino acids. Gene Ontology annotation, biological process: lipid metabolic process. Gene Ontology annotation, molecular function: phosphoric diester hydrolase activity. The record is from RefSeq and is a predicted model, not a curated record. NCBI's taxonomy places the organism in Eukaryota, Fungi, Ascomycota, Eurotiomycetes, Chaetothyriales, Herpotrichiellaceae.
AUGUCGUUACGGCUGCUCAUAUCCUUCCUCUCUUUCCUCAGUAUCACAUUCGCAGCAUCGAUUGACAUAUCGGAACGACAAUCCACCGCCUGCAACAAUUCCCCUGACCUUUGUUCAAAACCAUAUAAUAGCAUCGCCCACCUUGGAGCCCACGACUCACCGUUCGUUCGAGAUGCCUCAACGGGGUUUUCCACGUCAGGAAAUCAAUAUUACAAUUCUUCCGUCCAAUUAUCUGCAGGAGUACGCUUACUCUCCGCUCAGAUCCACAAAUCAAAUGGAGAGUGGCAUCUCUGUCACACCUCCUGCGAUCUACUAGACGCAGGAUUGUUGUCAGAUUGGCUGAAAGAGAUCAAGGCAUGGAUGGAAAAUAACCCGAAUGAUGUCGUUACAAUUCUUCUUGUCAACUCGGACGAUGGCACUCCAUCGGAACUGGCCCAGGAAUUCACCACCGCCUCUGUCACCGACAUAGCAUAUGUUCCUCCCUCGCUCAGCACCCCUCCUCAGACAUGGCCGACGCUACAAGAACUUAUCUCAUCAGGCAAGAGAUUGCUGACCUUCGUGGCGAAUAUGCCUCCGAGUACCGUCACUUCUGACGAAGGAUAUCUCAUGGACGAAUUCACUUUCAUCUUCGAGAAUCCAUACGACAACGUCCAAGUCACAGACUUCACUUGCAGUCCCGACCGCCCUUCAUCCGUCCAAGGAAACAGCCAAGCUGCAAUCUCAUCCAACCGAAUGGCAUUGACGAACCACUUCCUUUACGAAGAGGGCCUCUUCGACAUCCAGACCCCCAAUGUCGACAACAUCACCAUCACCAACUCGCCCGGCAAUUCCGUGGGCAAUCUGGGCUAUGCCCUUUCAUCCUGCAAAACUGAUUAUGGCAAGCCCUCAACAUUCGUGUUGGUGGAUUUCUUCGACCAAGGCCCCGCCAUUGACGCCGUCGACGCCAUCAAUGGAAUCACGCCCGUCGGACGCACGGUCCCUCCUCCACGAGACACCAAGGAAGAUCUAGGCAGCCAGUCUUACAGCGAAGAAUCAUUCCAAGGCGUCGUCGAUCUGGCAAACGAUGUCAAGGACGGCCAGACGCCGAAACUCGGUGCUUGGAUCUGGGCCGCUGGGAAAUGGACCUUUGGCGGCAUUAAUUUGAGCGGCGGUGAUGUUUUGCAAAAGUGA